Molecule: messenger RNA, 2153 nt
Organism: Hirundo rustica (Barn swallow)
Lineage: Eukaryota; Metazoa; Chordata; Aves; Passeriformes; Hirundinidae
Gene: CAPS2
Product: calcyphosine 2
Source: RefSeq, a predicted model, not a curated record
GGGUGGGGCGCGGACACCGUGGAGACGGUGCGGAGACGGGCCCCGUCCGCCAGCCGUGCGCCCUGGGUCCGCUCCGCUGUCAUUGAAUUUGCAUGGAUUUGGAGGUUAAAAGAGUUGCUGCAUCCCCUCGAAGGAAGGCUGAGUUGUCAUUGAAGGGGAAGAAAUGUCAGGGCUGGAGACCAAAUAGACGGGCUACACACAGUCCUCGCCCACCAGAGGUGCCAUGCCUAGAUCUAGGGAGGCUGGGAGGUUCUGAUGAAGAGGAUGGGGACUCUUACAUACCGUACACUGGAAGUUCUUCUCAUAGGUGCCAACUAGAUUCAUCUUCAGAGUGGAGAAUGUCAUUACAAACUCCAUAUGCACAGCAUCAACAUAAGACAAGACCAGAAAAUCUGCCAUCCCCCACAGACAGAUCCAAACUGAAGCAUGGUCACUAUGAAGCAGGUACAAAGGAAGAAUAUAAGCAGCAUCCUCAGAGAAUUGCAGAAAAGAAAAAAGACCACUUCCAGUGUCCAGACACUUCAUUAAAGGGUACACAGCUUGAAGAUGGACAUGAUGAUUUUGUAACUCUUGAUAAGAAAGCUCUCCUGCAACAAUACUAUACAAACAAGCCUUAUAAUAUGCAAUACAACAUAAGGAGGUCAGAAGCUGAGGAUGUUGCUGUGGAGAGGAAAAAACAGGCUGUUGUAGAACAAGUUAUGGUGGAUCAAUUAUGUAGAGCUGUUGUAAGUGAUCCAGAGCAGUUCACACAUUCUGAUGCUUGCAAGGAAGCUCAAGGACUUCUGGGAGUUGGGAUAGCACCAAUGCGUUUUAGGAAAAGAACACUCCAUGAAACCAAAAUACAAACCAAAUCAGGAUUAACUGAGAACAUGUUCUCCAACAAGCUACGCUUUGACAGUAGGAUUAUAUCGAGAAAUGGUCAUGAUGCUUGUAGGGAGGUGACUGGAUUUUUUUUUGCAUGUGACAAAUCCCUUACUGUGUAUGAAUUUCGACAGUUUGGAAAAAACAGGACAAAUGCCUUGCCUUUCAUUCAGAAGGGAGUUUUUCAACAUCAACGUGGACAAAGAAAGGGAAAAGCUUAUGAUCUUAGUGACUUCUACAUUUUAAGAAUUCUUCUGCUGAAUGGAGCCAAUCUGACUUUCCGAAGUGUUGAUCAUAACAUUCCAGAAAGUGUUAAGCAGAAUGUCUUCACCCUUCGUGUGAUAAGUAUUGAUGAAGCAGCUAUGGAUUAUCUAAAAGCUUCUUCUGUGGAACUCAAGGAAGAGUGUUCCAGGCAAGUGGAUGAUGGCGACAAAAUUUUCAAGAAGAUUCAAGGUAUCUUCAGAGAAACACUAAGUAAAAGAGGAGUUCGUGUUAUAAUAGGCUUAGGGAAGCAUUUCUGACAAGACAAGAACAGAAAUGGUUUUCUCUCUCAGGCAGCCUUGAAAGAAGCUCUAAAAGUAUUCCAUUUGGAAAUGCCUGAAGGGGACUUUGAAUCCUUAUGGUUUAUUCUUGAUGAUAGCAAGAGUGAUAAGGUCGACUAUGGAGAAUUUACUCAUGCCAUAUUUGGAGAAAUGAAUGAAUAUAGGAAAGAUUUUGUGAGAAAAGCUUAUAUGAAACUAGAUUUCAACAAAACUGGGAGUGUGCCUAUGGUAGAUGUCAGAAAAUGUUACUGUCCAAAGAAAUAUCCUCUAGUAUUGGCAGGCAAAACUGCGGAAGAAGACAUUAAGUCGUCAUUUCUAGAAGCAUUAGGAGAGUCCUGCAGGAACCUCAAUGAAGUGUCUUAUUCUGAGUUUGAAGAUUACUAUGAAAGUUUAAGUUUUGGAAUUGUAGAUGAUGAUGAUUUUGUUAGUAUCUUAAGGAAUUCAUGGGGAAUUUAGAGUGGAAGAUGACAAAAAAGUAGGGACAUUUUCUAAACAAGGAGUGACUAAAUAAGGGAGGAUUUAGUCUUGAUGUACAUUACUUUAUAAUUAGUGUCUUAAACUGAAUUCAGGGACAGAAAGCUUUAGAUGCUUUCAGAAUAAUACGUGGCAAAUUUUAUGGAGUGUCUGUUGAGUUAUGCUAGGCACUCUUCUAAUAAAAAUUCUGUUCAUGUCUUUCCAGUGGAAAUUAUUAAGGCUGUUUCCCAUACCAAAAGCCAUAAUUUUUUUAUAUUAAAAUAAAGUGUCCUAUUU